Messenger RNA from Ictalurus punctatus (channel catfish), 3729 nucleotides. It is a transcript of the gene cpne4a, whose product is annotated as copine IVa. The transcript has 16 exons. Gene Ontology annotation, biological process: cellular response to calcium ion. Bases 345 to 2006 code for a protein of 553 amino acids. Gene Ontology annotation, molecular function: calcium-dependent phospholipid binding. Gene Ontology annotation, cellular component: plasma membrane. NCBI's taxonomy places the organism in Eukaryota, Metazoa, Chordata, Actinopteri, Siluriformes, Ictaluridae. The record is from RefSeq and is a predicted model, not a curated record.
UGUCAGUUUAAAGCUCAGUGUAGAGAGGAGCAGAAACACCAAACACUCUGUGCAGAAAACUCUCAGCCUCUUCUACUCCUCUAUAUUCCUCUUUAUUCCUCCAUAUUCCUCCAUAUUCCUCUUUAUUCCUCUAUAUUCCUCUUUAUUUCUCUUUAUUCCUCCAUAUUCCUCUUUAUUCCUCUUAGCUUCCUCUGCACCGCUUCUGAACACCUGAGCUCAGGAUGGAGAUUGACUGCCUGCAUGGAGGAAACGUUUACACACUUACCUCUGUUUCAUUUCUUCAUUAAACCAUCAACUGCCUGGAUUUAAAUCUUCCAUGUUUAAGCGUCAGCACUGAACUGAAAAUGAGCGACAUCUACGAGUCGGCCGCGACCUCGCUGGGGCUCUUUAACAGUCCCUGCCUGAGUAAAGUGGAGCUGCGCGUGGCGUGUAAAGGAAUCUCAGACCGGGACGCUCUGUCCAAACCCGACCCCUGCAUCCUGCUCAAGAUGCAGUCACACGGCCAGUGGCUGGAGGUGGACAGGACGGAGGUGAUACGGAGCUCCAUCAACCCCACCUUCUCCAAAGUGUUCACCCUGGACUACUACUUUGAGGAGGUGCAGCGUCUCCGCUUCGAGCUCUACGACAUCAGCAGCAGCCACAAUGGUACCAAGGAGGUCGACUGCCUGGGGGCCAUGGAGUGUACGCUGGGACAGAUUGUGUCCCAGAGAAAGCUGUCUAGAGCUCUGCUGAAACACAGCAACACCGUGGGCAAGUCCACCAUCAUGGUCACAGCGGAGGAACUGACGGGGAAUGAUGACUAUGUGGAGCUGUCAUUCAGCGCCAGGAAACUGGAUGAUAAGGACUUCUUCAGCAAAUCAGAUCCUUUUCUGGAGAUUUACAGAGUGAACGACGAUGGAACACAGCAGCUGGUGUACAGGACAGAGACGGUAAUGAACAACCUGAACCCGGUGUGGAAGACGUUCAAAACCUCCCUGAACUGUCUGUGCAGCGGGGACCAUGACAGGAUACUGAAGUGCUCUGUGUGGGACUGGGACUCCAACGGAAAACACGACUUCAUCGGCGAGUUCGAAGCCACUUUUAAAGAGAUGCGUGGAGCCACCGACGGCAAGCAGGUGCAGUGGGAGUGCAUAAACCCCAAAUAUAAAAUCAAGAAGAAGAAUUACAGGAACUCUGGGAUUGUCAUUCUGAAUCAGUGUAAGAUUAUAAAGAUGCACUCGUUCCUAGACUACAUCAUGGGCGGAUGCCAGAUCCAGUUUACAGUUGCUAUUGAUUUCACAGCGUCUAACGGAGACCCACGGAACAGCUGCUCUUUACACUACAUCCACCCGUACCAGCCCAACGAGUAUCUCAAAGCGCUGGUUGCUGUGGGAGAGAUCUGCCAGGAUUACGACAGUGAUAAAAUGUUUCCGGCGUUCGGCUUCGGCGCUCGGAUUCCUCCCGAAUUUAAGGUGUCACAUGACUUCGCUGUAAACUUUAACGAGGAUAAUCCUGAAUGUGCAGGUAUACAAGGUGUAGUAGAGGCUUAUCAGAACUGCCUCCCGAAGAUCCAGCUGUACGGCCCGACCAACAUCGCCCCCAUCAUCCAGAAAGUGGCGCAAUCCGCCUCCGAGGAACUGCACGUCCGCCAGGCCAUGCAGUACUUUAUCCUCCUGAUCCUGACGGAUGGUGUGAUCACAGACAUGGCUGACACGCGGGACGCCAUCGUUCAUGCGUCUCACCUGCCCAUGUCCAUCAUCAUCGUUGGCGUGGGGAACGCAGACUUCAGCGACAUGCAGAUGCUGGACGGAGACGACGGGAUCCUGCGCUCGCCCAAAGGAGAACCGGUGCUGAGGGACAUCGUCCAGUUCGUCCCCUUCCGCAACUUCAAACACGCGUCUCCCGCAGCGCUGGCCAAAAGCGUUUUAGCCGAAGUGCCGAACCAGGUGGUGGAUUAUUACAACAGCAAGGGCAUCAAACCCAAAUGCCCCAGCGAGUUCGAGUCUUCCAGGACGUUUAGCCGCUGAACUCUGACUACGAUCUGAUUAGGAUCUGAUUAGGAUCUGAUUAGGAUCAGCACGUCUCUGUCAGUCUGUCAGUCGUUUGUUUUGCAUGCGUGGAUGGUCGUAGGCUAAAGCUAAAGUGCCAACACACGUGUCCGGCAUGGAGACACGGAGACUCUGCAUGUUUCUCAGAGAUGUAACUGAUCUGUUUCUUUUUUUAUGUCUAUAUUUAAACUGAGAUUUUGCUAAAUUUCAUAAUAUUCUUACAUUGUAAAGCAUUUUGGAUGGAGAUCAUUGAGAAUGUUUAGCUCUCUGUAUUAGAUACUGAACGUCUGCACCUUGAGAUAAAACGUGGGGUUUUUUUGCACAUGAGGAAAUGCAUGACUGUCUUUUGCAUGUUAAUAUAAACGAAUAAACCAAAAUUUCUCCAUGUUUUGGUCUGGAGAUUGUAAACGAAUGUGGGCGUGUCCCAAACGCUAGCUCUGGAGAGAAGAGCGCUCACUGGAGUUCAUUCUAACACGUUGUUGAGAAAAGAAAACGGAAAACGAGACGCCGUAACUUCAAUAAGUUUAACAAAUACAUUCAUCAAAUGCUAAUAAAGUCAUUCAUUUCCAUUUCAGAACACAAAACCUUGCUGUUAUCAGAAGCUAAUCUGCAGUGUAGUGGGACGUGCUUUAUUCCUCAGAUACCACAGCAGGAAGCAAACAAUGGCACUGGAGACUCCUUCCAUAAAUGUUCGAUCACAGAAGACUUCACCGUAUCGAGUUACCGUGGCGAUACGAAUACGAAAACGUAUCAUGUUAACGAGCGCUUUAAUAUAAACCUGCGCUACGCUCAGAGCCUCUGUUAUAGAAAACUAAUCAACACCUUCUGACCAAUCACAAUCCAGAACUCGGCACCGUGCGUAAAAGCUUCACCUGCAGGCCUAUAAAUCUUUGAAUCUGAAGAACUGUAUCGUACUGCUCAUAAUAACUGAGUAGAAUUUUAAAAUGCUAAAUAUUAUAAGCGUAUAUAUAUAUAUGUGUGUGUGUAUAUAUCAGUAGAGCUUAAAUCAGAUAUUAUAACUUUAGUUACUUCUUUAAUACAAUAUUUAACUGACUUUUUCAGUGGCUAGCCUGCGCCACCGAGACUCCUCCCACCAAAUGAAUCUUAAUAACACGUCAUAACUGCUUACUCUAUUAUACACAUACCAUUUUCAUCAUUUGACUGAAACAGAUUUAAUCAACUGACCAAAUUUGGAUUAUUACAUAAAGCUAUAUCUUCUGUCAUUUUUCACUGACCUCCAACUUGAGCACCGCUGGUUAGUUAAUGAACAAUAACCAAUUAAUUACAUUCAUUAACACCAAACGUCAAUCAUGGUGAAGUCUUCUUUUUGAUGUUCAUAGAGCAUAUUCAGCAUUGGCUCAGAGUCGUGUCACGAGGUCGGGUUUAGAGACGAGUCUGUGCGCGGUAGCUUGAGCAGCGCCGCCUAGCGUUUGGGACGAGGCCUGCGGGUACACUCCGAUCAGUAAAAGCACAACACAGUAACACUUUAGAAUAUCCGAUUCAGGUAGUUUAUUAGAGUGUGAUAAUAAAGUGCUAUAAACAAUGUGUGUGUGUGUGUGUGUGUGUGUGUGUGUGUGUGUGUGUGUGUGUGCGCGCGCGUGCGCGGAAUAAAAACAGCGUGCAUGUGGUGUAACGUAACAGACAUCAGUGCGUCAUUUGUAUUCUAAAGUGUUACCGACUCUAAAUUAUUAUUAAAUCUUAC